AUGGAAUACAAACUUGAAUUUUUAAGCUAUUUACUUAUUUUUAAAAAAAAGAAUGAAAAGAUAUCAAAAUUUGAUGAACAAAUAAAGACAUGUAUUAAUAUAUUUGAAAAGCCAAUAAUAAAUGAAAACGAUUUAAAAUAUCUUUUUGAAAGGAAUAUCUUGGAUAUCAACCCAGGUGUCCGUUCCAUGUGUUGGAAAUUAGCUUUAAAGCAUUUAAGCUUAGAUUCAAAUAAAUGGAAUACAGAAUUAAUUGAAAAAAAAAAAUUAUACGAGGAAUAUAUAAAAUCGUUUGUCAUUAAUCCUUAUUAUUCUUGUGUAGAUAAUAAGAAAAAGGAAUUUGUUAAAGAAAAAGAAAAUAAAACAAAGGAUAAAAAUAUAAAGGAUGAAUAUAUUGAAUACAAUAUUCAUAGAAACAAAACAUAUUAUAAUAAAGAUGAUUCAUUAUUAAAAUUACAAAAUGAAAAUAAUAAUAAACACAUGGAUUAUUUAGAGGAUGAAAAUUAUUCAAGUAUGGAUGAUGAAUGUUCAGAAGAUAACUGGUUACAUUCUGAAUUGUUCAGUCAAAUAAAUAAAGACACCUUUAGAACUCGACCAGAACUUUCCUUUUUUAAUUUAAAUCCACAACAAACUAUUAACAGUAAUAUAAAAAUAUUAAACAGUUUAAUUAGUACUGAAACAUUUGAUGAAGAAGAACAAAAAGAAAAAAAAAAAAAUAAUUUGGAAGAUACAGAAGGAGAACAUAUUCCUUACUUAGUAAAUAUAAACAAUGUGAAUAAUUUUAAUAAUAAUGAAACAAUUAAGUUUUAUAAUAAAAUAAUAGAUAACAAAAAUAAUACUCAUGAUAAAAAAGUGGAGAGGAGUCAAUUAAAAAAUGACAAAAAAGAAAAUUCCAGUGAUAAUAAAAGUAAAUGUGUUGAUAAGGAUAAAAAUAUAUGUGAUAGUAAUGAUAAACAUAUAUAUGAUAAUAAUGAUAAAAAUAUAUGUGAUAGUAAUCAUAAACAUAUAUAUGAUAAUAAUGAUAAAAAAAUAUAUGAUAAUAAUGAUAAACAUAUAUAUGAUAAUAAUGAUAAACAUAUAUAUGAUAAUAACGAUAAACAUAUAUAUGAUAAUAACGAUAAACAUAUAUAUAAUAAUAAUGAUAAACAUAUAUAUAAUAAUAAUGAUAAAAAUAUAUAUGAUAAUAAUGAUAAAAGUACAUAUCUUCAUAAUAAUUUAUCAAACGAUGAAACCCAAAGCAACAAGAACCUAUUUCCUGAACAAUAUAAAAAUAAAAAUGUCUAUAAAAAUGAUAGGCAUACUUUUUCAGAAGUAUGUGAUAUAAUAAAACCAAAAAGACAUUACGAUUUGUUAUGCAGGAUUUUAUUUAUCUAUGCUAAAAUUCAUCCUUAUGUUAAAUAUGUUCAGGGUAUGAAUGAAAUAUUAGCCCCAUUGUAUUUUAUUAUAUUUAAUGAUCCUUUAUGUAAUUGUUCUUUACAAGGAGAAGCAGAUACUUUUUUUUGUUUUCUUGAAUUAAUGCAAAGACAGAAAGAUGUUUUUUGUGAAGGUCUUGAUAAUACAGAUGAUGGUAUUAAUGGCAAGUUAAAGAAGUUUUCCCUUUUAUUAAAAAUAAAAGAAUAUGAAAUAUGGAAAAAAUUAUAUAUUUUAAAAAUAGAAACUCAAUAUUAUGCCUUAAAAUGGAUAUUGUUAUUAUUAACACAAGAAUUUGAUAUGGCUGAUACUAUAAUAUUAUAUGAUCAUUUUAUUAUUAAUAAUAAUGAAAAUUUUAUUUUAUAUAUAUGUUUAGUUAUAUGUAGUAAAUUAAAAAAUUAUUUAUUAUGUGGUAAUUUUACCGUGAACCUAAAAUUAUUACAAAAUAUUCCUCCUUUUGAUCCAUAUGAGAUAAUAAAUGAAGCAAAAUAUUUAAUGAAUUCAGAUAUCGAAAAUAAUAUUAAUAUAACCGAUAUAUAUAAUGAAUAUAUUAGUCAAAAGAAAAGGAAUAAUGCUUUACAAAAUAUUAAAUAUGAUGAAUCUUCUCUUGAAGUAUUAAAUGAAAUUCAAACGCCAUCAGACCAAAAUGAUAGCACAUUAAAUAGAACAGCAAACCUUAUUACUAAUAUAAAAAAUAAAUUUAUUGUUCAAAAUAUUAAAAAUUACAUUACUAAAAAGAAAAUUGAUCUGACCAAAAGGUUUGAUGAAAAUAUCCAUGAAGAAUAA
This is a messenger RNA of Plasmodium adleri (nom. inval.), 2193 nucleotides long. Its product is annotated as TBC domain protein, putative. NCBI's taxonomy places the organism in Eukaryota, Apicomplexa, Aconoidasida, Haemosporida, Plasmodiidae. Gene Ontology annotation, biological process: intracellular protein transport; activation of GTPase activity. The transcript has a single exon. Bases 1 to 2193 code for a protein of 730 amino acids. Gene Ontology annotation, molecular function: GTPase activator activity. The record is from RefSeq and is a predicted model, not a curated record.